Gymnodraco acuticeps is the source of this 3193-nucleotide messenger RNA. It is a transcript of the gene hells, whose product is annotated as helicase, lymphoid specific. Gene Ontology annotation, molecular function: ATP-dependent chromatin remodeler activity; chromatin binding; ATP binding. The transcript is spliced from 23 exons. The record is from RefSeq and is a predicted model, not a curated record. Gene Ontology annotation, biological process: DNA methylation-dependent constitutive heterochromatin formation; lymphocyte proliferation; negative regulation of gene expression via chromosomal CpG island methylation. Gene Ontology annotation, cellular component: nucleus; pericentric heterochromatin. Bases 360 to 2918 code for a protein of 852 amino acids. Lineage: Eukaryota; Metazoa; Chordata; Actinopteri; Perciformes; Bathydraconidae.
CGGCACUGCUGAAGAACAUGGCGGAAGUAAAGAUAGCGAGUAAAAGUUAAAUCUGCCCUCUCAGCUCUCCCUCGUAACGUUGGCCUAAGAAGUUCUAUUGUGAAAGUUAUUGACCGGAUCUGAGUUCCUUGUUUAUGGUUAUUUACCGUCUUUGAUAUUAAGGCAAAAGACCAAAGCGCUUUUUUGACUCCGGCCCUGUACUGCCGGAUACCACAUGUUGAACCAGCUUUAUCCGACACUUUAGCACUGCUGUGUAAGUCGUGACAAGUUACUUUUUUGUUGAGCAAAACAAAAAAGCACGUCUGUUUUUUACGGUACCUAGUAAGGCGGCAUUACACGUGUGCUUGGCUGGUGGAAUCAUGAGCCGCCCGAAGGAAGAAAGCCGAAGUGAGUCCCCUCACUGCCCCAAACCGGAUGAGCCCGAAGAGCCGCUUGGCACCGCCAUGGAGACUGGCGCCGCAAACGAUGUCAGUGUAAAAUCUGAGAAUAUGACUUCUGGAGUGAUCAUCACAAAAGAAAUGGAGAAAGAGGAGAAGCAGCUGAUGGAGGAGGGGGAAAAGAAGGAAAAUAAAAUGAUGGAAGAGGCCCGGGUAUCACGGGAGACGGAUCCUCAUGACAUGCGCUUCAAGAGACUGCAGCACUUGCUUCAGAAGAGCAACAUCUACUCUAAAUUCCUGCUGACUAAAAUGGAGCAGCAGCAGAAUGAGGAAAAGGUCAGGAAGGAGAAAACGGAUAAAAAGGCCAAAAAGAACACAAACGGUGCAGAGCCGGAGAAAAAUAAAAAGAAGAGGAAGCGGGAUGAAGACUACAAAAUAGCAGAUGUUAUUUCAAAAGAAGAAAUCAUAUCGCAAGCUAAUAAAGCUAAAGUGGAGGAAGAGGACAAGAAUCGGGUCCAGAGGAAACUACAAGCGGAGGAUAUUGAGAAGAUGAGCGAUUCAAACCAGGACAUCAAGGACCGUCUGUCUGAGACGGUGCGGGACAACGCCCAGCAUCUCCUGGAUCAUCACAGGAAGGUGAACGGCCAGCCUGUGCCCGCCCAGCAGCCACUGCUCUUCACCGGGGGGGUCAUGAGGUCGUACCAGAUCGAAGGCAUCGAGUGGCUCAGGAUGCUGUGGGAGAACGGCAUUAACGGGAUCCUGGCCGAUGAGAUGGGACUGGGGAAGACCAUCCAGUGCAUUGCUCACAUCGCCAUGAUGAUAGAAAAAAAAGUGACAGGCCCCUUCCUUGUGGUGGCCCCUCUCUCCACUCUUCCCAACUGGAUCAACGAAUUCAAGCGCUUCACCCCAGAGGUGUCUGUGCUGCUUUUCCACGGUCCCCAGCCGGGAAGGUCCCAGCUGCUUAAGCAGAUCCGCAGGCCCCAGGGGCCCCUUAGCGUUUGUCCUGUGGUUGUCACCUCCUUCGAGAUUGCCAUGAUAGACAGAAAAUACCUGCAGCGCUUCCAGUGGAAGUACCUGAUAGUGGAUGAAGGCCACAGGAUCAAAAACCUCAACUGCCGUCUGGUGCGGGAACUGAAGCUGCUGCCUACGGACAACAAGCUGCUUCUAACCGGCACGCCGCUGCAGAACAACUUGGCUGAGCUCUGGUCGCUUCUCAACUUCCUGCUGCCCGAGGUGUUUGACGACCUCAAGAGCUUCGAGUCGUGGUUUGACAUCGACUCCAUUGGUGAAGCAGAGACUGUGGUGGCUACUGAGCGCGAGCAGAAUAUCCUGAGCAUGUUGCACCAGAUUCUCACCCCGUUCCUGUUGAGGAGGCUGAAGUCCGACGUGACGCUGGAUGUUCCUCCUAAGAAGGAGAUCAUUGUUUACGCUCCUCUGACGGACAAACAGGAAGCCUUUUAUACCGCUGUGGUCAACAAAACCAUUGCAAAAGUGCUGGGCCAGGAAAAGGCGGAGGCUCCUGUCGUCCUGGCUAAAAGUGGCAGGCCGAAGCGUAGCAGUCGGAAAGAAAUAGACUAUCAAGAACGUGGUGGAGACACACCUUAUGACCUGGAGAAGUAUCUGGAGAAGGUCCGCAAGGAGCUGGAUCAAAGUUCCGCUCCAGUGCUGGAGAUCCAGAGCCCACUCGAUGCACAGAUCAACCUGAAGCUGCAGAACAUUCUUAUGCUGCUAAAAAGAUGCUGUAACCACCCGUACCUGGUGGAGUACCCCCUGGACCCCGCCACACAGGAGUUCAAGAUCGACGAGCAACUGGUACAGAGCUCCGGGAAGUUCCUCAUACUGGACAGACUGCUGCCUGCCCUGAAGACACGGGGACAUAAGGUUCUGAUUUUCAGUCAGAUGACGUCCAUCUUGGAUCUUUUGAUGGAUUACUGCUAUCUGCGGGGCUACCAGUACAGCCGGCUUGAUGGCAGCAUGUCCUUCUCUGAAAGAGAUGAAAAUAUGACCAAGUUCUCCAAAGAUCCAGAUGUAUUUCUGUUCCUGCUGAGCACCAGAGCGGGAGGACUUGGGAUCAACCUGACCGCUGCUGACACUGUUAUCAUCUUCGACAGUGACUGGAACCCUCAGGCUGACCUUCAGGCCCAGGACCGCUGCCACAGAAUCGGACAAACCAAACCAGUGGUGGUGUACCGGCUGGUGACGGCCAACACCAUCGACCAGAAGAUCCUGGAGAAGGCCUCAGCCAAGAGGAAGCUGGAGCAGAUGGUCAUCCACAAAAAUAAGUUCAAAGGUGCUAAGGCGGAGCUGAACCAGAGUAAGAGCUGCAUUGAUCUGGAUGAGCUGAGGGAGCUUCUCAGAGCCAGAGGCAUGGAGAAGGAGGUGAAAACAUCAAGGGGGGAGGUGAUCAGCAACAAGGACCUGGAGCUUUUACUGGAUCGCAGCGACAUGCUGGACAAAGGGAAGGGGAGCAUGAAGAAAGAGAAGGGGGGAGUGUUCAGAGUGAUGGAUGCUGAAGACUCUUCAGAGAUCCCUUUGAUCUGAAAACACCUGCAAGCUAUUAAAGAAAAACUAAAGUUGCACCUAGAUCAUGGCUCUUAACCGCCGUCCCUUCCUAAAACUACUGUCUGCAGUCAUGGUCUUUUUUUGUAAACCACUACACUUUUAAUAACUAUCAUUUGGGAUUUUGUUGUCUGUCAAUGACAGUUGAGUAUUUGCAUGUGAAAAGAAGAAAACAUGGUUCAGUUGGCUUUUCUUGCUGGCAGUUCAUCAAGACUAUCAGAAUAAACUAAGUUUCAUUAAAAGCUGUUCACUGUUCA